Molecule: messenger RNA, 1554 nt
Organism: Amorphotheca resinae ATCC 22711
Lineage: Eukaryota; Fungi; Ascomycota; Leotiomycetes; Helotiales; Amorphothecaceae
Exons: 3
Coding region: 1-1554 (517 amino acids)
Biological process (GO): regulation of transcription by RNA polymerase II
Molecular function (GO): DNA-binding transcription factor activity, RNA polymerase II-specific; RNA polymerase II cis-regulatory region sequence-specific DNA binding
Source: RefSeq, a predicted model, not a curated record
AUGGGCCAAUCUCCCACAGAAACUACAACCCAGACCGACUCCAAGUCUCCUGUACAACCCAAUGCUUCACCACCACAAGUAAAGGCUGAGACGAACAAUACAGAACCGCUCGCCCCCCCUCCUCGACCUGAACCUGCUGCGCCAGCAGUAUCCAAUACGCCCGACUACUUCUCUGUCGCCCACGGCACCCACCUCUCCUACGAAACAAACCCCUUCGAGAACUCCUUCGCCACUGGAGGUGCUGGGUCGACGCGUGGAGAUCAGACACCCGGUGGGACAAAACUUCCAUCGGUCGCGUCGCUCACUUCGCCCUCUGGUCUGCUCGGAUCCGGCGCAACUCCAAACUUCUGGGGUAGCCUGCGCUCCGGUCCUCUCAGUCCGGCCAUGCUUUCGGGUCCACAGAAGGACGACUACUUCAGCGACGGACAUCAUCUGCGAGGCGGAUUCCCGACACCCAAUGAGUCGGGUCUCAGAUCUGGGUUGACGCCUGGCGGUGGUGGAUCGAUGUUCCCAGAGCCCAGCCCCAACUCGCAGGCUUUGUUCAACCAGCUCGCGGGGGCCGCGACCCCCGGGACUCUCGAUUUUCAACGCACUGCUUUGAAUGCGGCUGCGGCCCAGAGGAAGAUGCCCCCGACCAGCCAACCGAGCGUAACAUCGCAACCGCAAGAACUUCCAGCCACCCUGGACGUGAAACCCCAGGUCCCCGGCCCCUUCGAUCAACAUGACGCGAACGACGCAGCCAACGGCCUCUUCCUGCUUGCUCAAGCACAGACUCGCAACAAUGGCUCUCAACAGACGAACCACUACGCGAUGGCUUCGCAGAUGCCCGUCCACGCGCACCCUCAACCAAUGAUGCCAAUCGCAGGCCAGUCCGCAGAGACGUCGCCCAACGUGGCAAACCGAAACAAUUCUUCUGUCAGCACAAAUUCGGCCCGUGGCGUGAGUGAGAUGAGCGGCCAAUCUGAUGAGAACGACCAACAGAACAGGCCGAACACGAGAGGCAAAAACAAGAGGUCGUCUACGCAGAUGAGCCAGACCAACGGAAGACGGAAGGCGGACGAGACCCCGUCUAAGGCGCCCGCUGGAAAGAAGGGCAAGGGUAAUAAUGGACAGGCCACGGAAGCCGAGCAACAGUCUGAGGAAGAACAAGAUACGAACAAGGACGAGUACAACUCGAAUGGAAAGAAGAUGACCGAUGAGGAAAAGAGAAAGAACUUCCUUGAGAGAAAUAGGGUUGCCGCAUUGAAGUGCAGACAACGUAAGAAGCAGUGGCUUGCAAACUUGCAGCAGAAGGUCGAGAUCUUCAGCACCGAGAACGAUGCGCUAAGCGCCCAGAUUCAAUCGUUGCGGGACGAGGUGGUCAACCUCAAGACACUCCUCUUAGCCCACAAGGAUUGCCCAAUCGCCCAACAGCAAGGUCUCCAAGGCAUGAUGCAGGAGCAUGUUAUGGGCGGGUACGGUGCGCAAAUGAACCCCUACGGCAUGGCUGCGGCCAUGAACAACCAACAGGUCAUGGCAAGUCAACAAGCUAUGCAGGGACGCCGAUACUCAUAG